UAACCCGUCAGCACUCCCGUUAUGAGCAUUUUGCUCACAGGACACUAUUCAACUUAUAGGAUAUCGCUGUCGCGCAAGUGAGACACUAAAAACCACGGGAGUGCUGACGGGUUAAAACACGUGUCCAUUAAUUGCAAUUAUUUAUGAAUCAAUAAAUUUGUAAUCGUGCUUUUGCAGUAAUAAAUUAAUAACUAAUCGUGUUCGUAAAUAAUUCAUCUCAAAUUAUUUAUAUAUAAUUUUUUUAAAUUAAUUUUAAACUUGAACUUUACUCCAACUAGUCGGAUCAAGAAAAUUUCUUAUUGGAUUACGAGCGGAACUUGAUUGUAAUUAAUAUGCGCUAGUGUUUAUUUAUAAAGAGCUUAAAUUUAUGAGGUAUCUGUGAUAAAAUACAAGUUAUAUUAAACUGUAAUUCGAAGAAUAUUAUUUCUGAAACGCCAGACUUUGAAAUCAUAUCAAACAAUUAGUUGGCGCAUUCAUUGUUAUAAAUUAUCGGGUACUGUCAGUUGGAGACAUUCUCGAAUUUAUCAGCUAACUGGGCUGAUCAUUGAAUUUAUAAUUAAAAAUUUUAAAAACGACGUUGGAUCUGACCUGAACUUAGAAUGACAAUCAACAAAAUUUGUGGCAUUGGUGCUGGGUAUGUAGGUGGUCCAACAUGUAGUGUAAUAGCACUGAAGUGUCCGGAUAUCCGUGUGACGGUUGUUGAUAAGAGUAAUGAGAAGAUAGCUCAGUGGAACUCGGAGAAACUGCCGAUUUAUGAGCCGGGUUUGGAUGAAGUGGUCAAGAAAUGCCGAGGAAAGAAUUUAUUCUUCUCUACGGACAUUGAAGCUGCGAUACAGGAGGCUGAUUUAAUUUUUAUUUCUGUAAAUACACCGACCAAGACAUUUGGGAAUGGUAAAGGCCGUGCCGCUGAUUUAAAGUACGUUGAAAACACAGCGAGAAUGAUUGCUGAGGUGGCAACUGAUGAUAAAAUUGUCGUUGAAAAGAGCACGGUGCCUGUUAGAGCUGCUGAAAGUAUCAUGAAUAUUUUACGAGCUAAUCAUAAACCAGGGGUUUCUUAUCAGAUUCUUUCAAAUCCUGAGUUUUUAGCUGAAGGAACAGCAAUUGAUAAUUUAGUGAAUCCAGAUCGUGUUUUAAUUGGAGGUGAAGAUUCUCCGAAGGGACGCGAAGCUAUCGAAAAGCUCUGUAAUAUGUACGAGCACUGGAUUCCACGUGAAAAAAUCUUUACCACCAACACGUGGAGUUCCGAACUGUCUAAGCUAGCGGCUAAUGCAUUUUUGGCUCAGCGAAUAUCCAGUAUCAAUUCGCUGUCGGCAGUAUGUGAAGCUACUGGAGCUGAUGUAUCUGAAGUCGCAAGAGCCGUUGGUUUGGACUCGCGAAUUGGUUCAAAAUUCCUUCAAGCCUCAGUGGGUUUCGGUGGCUCUUGCUUCCAAAAAGAUCUACUCAAUCUUGUAUACAUAUGCGAGUGUCUCAAUUUACCAGAAGUCGCUGCUUAUUGGCAACAAGUGAUUGAUAUGAAUGAGUACCAGAAGUCUAGAUUCUCGAACAAGAUCAUUGAGAGUCUUUUCAAUACUGUCACAGAUAAACAUAUCGCGAUGCUGGGAUUCGCAUUUAAAAAAAAUACUGGAGACACCAGAGAAAGUCCUGCUAUCGCUGUGGCCAAGAAUCUACUUGAUGAAGGAGCCGUUCUUCACAUUUACGAUCCCAAGGUAGAAGAAACUCAAAUAAUUGAUAAUUUAUCAGCUCUAGAUAUCGAUGACGUUAAAAAUCGCGUUAAUAUUUUUGACAAUACGUACAGUGCUACCAAGAACACUCAUGCCAUUGUCGUAUGUACAGAGUGGGAUGAAUUUAUUGAACUGGAUUUCGAACGUAUCUAUGCAGAAAUGACCAAACCGGCGUACAUAUUCGAUGGUCGUAAAAUUCUAGACCAUGAAAAAUUACAAAAGAUUGGUUUCAAUGUCCAAACGAUUGGUAAACGUGUGUCGCGAAUCGCCAUUUCCAGGACUUGGGGCAGCCCCACACAGAUGUAAAUUUUUUAUAACUAAUAAUAAUUUCAAGUAUUAAUCGCAUUUAAAUGCAGUAUUCAUUGGUAAACUACUGAUGACGCAAGUCAUUAAAAAGCAAUAUUUAAUGCAAUUUUGCAGCAGUAUUUGAAUUUUGAUGUAUAUUUUUGUUAUUUUUAUCAGUAUGUUAGUCUUUAAUCAACUAAUCACUAUUAUUGUUAUUAAACAUUUGUAAUAUUUUUAUAAUAUAAAUUUAUUAAUUGGUAUUAAAUAAACAAUCAAAUAUUUUAUUUUUAA
Messenger RNA from Microplitis mediator, 2297 nucleotides. Its product is annotated as UDP-glucose 6-dehydrogenase-like. The record is from RefSeq and is a predicted model, not a curated record. Gene Ontology annotation, biological process: glycosaminoglycan biosynthetic process. The coding region runs from base 600 to 2027 and encodes 475 amino acids. Gene Ontology annotation, molecular function: NAD binding; UDP-glucose 6-dehydrogenase activity. NCBI's taxonomy places the organism in Eukaryota, Metazoa, Arthropoda, Insecta, Hymenoptera, Braconidae. Gene Ontology annotation, cellular component: nucleus; cytosol. The transcript is spliced from 5 exons.